Molecule: messenger RNA, 1914 nt
Organism: Triticum aestivum (bread wheat)
Lineage: Eukaryota; Viridiplantae; Streptophyta; Magnoliopsida; Poales; Poaceae
Exons: 1
Coding region: 196-1569 (457 amino acids)
Molecular function (GO): ADP binding
Source: RefSeq, a predicted model, not a curated record
GCAGCUUCCACCGGCGUCUAACCCCCAAUUAUUGCCCCGUCGACGCGACGUACGGCGGCCGGCGGAGUGCAGACGGGUGUACAGUGGCGUGCACAGUUGGGGAAGAGUACCCUGUCCUUGCUCCCCACACGACACCGCUCCCAUGCAGCGUUGACCCGAGCUCGGAGCUGAGGCGAGGCGGCCGACGGAGUGCAGAUGGCGGCGGCUCUCGGCGUGGCGGCCACGCUCCUCGGCAAGGUGUUCACGAUGCCGUCGGCCGCCCCGGUGGCGGCGUACGUGGACAACCUCGAGCUCGGCCACAACUCCCAGCAGAUCAGGGCCAAGCUCGCACACACACGAGGCCUGCUGCACAACGCCCAGGCCCAGGUGAGCCACAACCCUGGACUACAGGAGCUGCUGGCGGCGCUGAGCAGGAACGCAGACCAGGCGAAGAACCUGCUGGAUGAGCUCCACUACUUCCAGAUCCAUGACAAGCUCCAUGGCACCACCUACGCCAACACCCAAGAGGCCGGGCCGGAUCUGAAGGGCGUUGUCCGCCAUCAAGCUCUGCACGCCGGUAGUGCUCUUCGGCACACCCUGGGCAGCUUGGUACAGUGCUUUUCUUGCUCGCCUACACCCAAGAGUGAUGAUGCCGUUGCACCACGCCGCGUCACCAACACCCUAGGCAGCUUGCUCCAGUGCUUUUCUUGCUCCUGUACACCCAAGAGCAAGAGGAAUGGUGGUGAUGAUGCUGCUGCUGCUGUUACCGGCGUUGGUGGUGAUGCUGCUGCUGCUGUUGCCGGCGUCAACAACUCCAACUCUGCUAGUGCUGAUGAUGGCAGUGAUACGCUGCAUUUUGACAGAGUGUUCAUGUCCAGAGAAAUCAAGUCCGUGUUAGAGGGCAUGCAGUCCCACUGUGAUUUGGUCUCCAAUUUGCUCGCCACUAUCCCAAGCAACAGCACGGCAGUCGUCGUCCCACAUCGGCCUCGGACUGUUUCCAUGACUUUUGAGGGAAUUGUCAAUCGGAUCACGGACACUGGUGCCACACACACUGUUUCUGUUCUUCCUAUAGUUGGUCCAGGGGGUAUUGGAAAGACAACUUUCACCACUCAUCUAUACAAUGAUGCAAGGACUAAAAAGCACUUUGAUGUCCAAGUCUGGGUAUGUGUAUCCACUGAUUUUGAUGUGCUUAAGCUCACCAGGGAGAUCCUUGCCUGCAUACCUGCCCCUGGAGAAGGAGGAAGCAGCGGUGUUGCAAAUGAAACAACCAAUUUAGAUCAUCUCCAGAGAUCCAUUCUGCGUUGUAUCAAGUCCAAGAGGUUUCUGAUUGUCUUGGAUGAUAUAUGGAAAUGUGACAGCCAGGAUCAGUGGAAAACCCUGCUAGCUCCCUUCACAAAGGGCGAAGCCAAAGGAAGCAUGGUACUUGUCACAACUCGAUUCCCAAAGGUAGCAGACAUGAUGGAAAUAGUUGAUCCACUAGAGCUGCGAGGUUUGGAGUCUAAUGUCUUCUUCACAUUCUUUGAAGCAUGUAUAUUCGGUGAAGACGACAAGCCUGAGCAUUACCAAGAUGAGUUUGCUAGUAUUGCAUGAAAAAAUGCAAACAAGCUAAAGGGUUCUCCGUUGGCAGCCAAAACAGUUGGCAGGCUAUUACACAAGGACCUUUCUCAGAAACAUUGGAAUGGAGUUCUUGAAAAGCAUCAGUGGCUAAAGCAACAAAAUAAUGAUGAUAUCAUGCAAUCUUUAAAGAUUAGUUAUGAUUAUCUCCCAUUUGAUCUGAAGAAAUGCUUUUCCUAUUGUGGCCUUUUCCCUGAAGAUCAUAGGUUUACUUCUUCAGAAAUCAAUCAUUUCUGGGUUGCAAUUGGCAUCAUAGACUCUAAUCACCAAGCCGAUAGGAAUUACUUGGAAGAACUAGUGGACAAUGGUUUUCUCAUGAAG